Messenger RNA from Microthlaspi erraticum, 786 nucleotides. The record is from the annotation of a GenBank genome assembly. Lineage: Eukaryota; Viridiplantae; Streptophyta; Magnoliopsida; Brassicales; Brassicaceae.
AUGCUUGAAGACCUGCCUUUGAGGAUAGGGAAUGUAGAAAUCCCCACCGACUUCAUUGUGCUGGAAAUGGAUGAGGAACCAACAGAUCCAUUGAUACUAGGAAGGCCAUUCCUAGCUACAGCAAGAGCAAUGAUAGAUGAUUCUUCAGAAGGAUAUGUGAGCUCAGAAACUGAUGAGUACAAGAAGCUCCUUGACACCUUCAGACCAGUUCCAAACAUUCUGAGCAUUGAGGGAGUUGGACAGGCCAGUUUGCAAGGUCAUGGCAGUGAGCUCGAUCAAGGCUCGAUCGAGUCGGGUCUCGAACAAACAAACUCGAUCGAGCUGGGGACUGAAUGCAAGGAACAAGCUCAAGGAGAUUGGUCUGAGCUCAAGGCGCCUAAAGUCGACCUCAAACCUUUGCCUGAGGGCCUCAGGUAUGCAUUCCUGGGUGAAAACUCAACUUACCCUGUCAUUGUGAACUCUGAUUUGGAACCUGAACAGUUGAGUGCUUUGCUUGUUGAAUUGAGGAAGUACAGAAAAGCAAUAGGCUAUAUUCUAGAUGAUAUCAAGGGAAUCUCCCCUGACCUAUGCAUCCAUAGGAUUCAUCUAGAGGAUGAAAGUAAGUCAAGCAUUGAACCUCAUAGGAGGUUGAACCCCAAUCUAAAGGAAGUAGUGAAGAAAGAGAUACUCAAGUUGCUUGAUGCUGGGAUAAUCUAUCCCAUCAGUGAUAGCACUUGGAUAUCUCCAGUUCAUUGCGUCCCAAAGAAAGGGGGGAUCACUGUCAUAAAAAAUGACAAGAGGAGCUGA